AUGACCGAUCAAGGCACAGAGUUUCUAAACAGAUAUUUUCGAGCGCUGAUGAAAGAAGAAGACAUCGAGCUGUGCAACACGUACAAUGAAACGAAAGCUUCUAUCGUGGAACGUCUGAUUCGCACUCUAAAAACGAAAAUGUGGCGCUUUUUUACAGCCAAGAAAAUCAUGCGAUACGUAGACAUGUUACCAGACCUGGUCAAUUCUUACAAUCACAGUGUUCACCGUAGCGUUAAAACAAAACCAGUGGACGUUACUGGUGAGGAUGAGAAGAAGGUGAGGCACACUCGGUAUGAUGAUCAUAACGUCGUGAAAAAUGUAAAGUACAAGUUUAAGGUCGGUGAUCAAGUGAGAAUUAGCAAUAUGAAACGAACAUUCGAGAAAGGAUACUUGCCGAAUUUCUCAAAAGAGAUCGUCACUAUAAGCAAGCAAAUACCUCAUGAUCCUCCAUUGUACAAAGUAAACCAUCUGGACGGCAAAGAACUCAAAGGAACAUUUUACGAAAAGGAGCUGCAAAAGAUGACGUCCACGAAAUUGAGAAAAUCUUGA
Messenger RNA from Paramuricea clavata, 549 nucleotides. NCBI's taxonomy places the organism in Eukaryota, Metazoa, Cnidaria, Anthozoa, Malacalcyonacea, Plexauridae. The record is from the annotation of a GenBank genome assembly.